CUGACGAGUACUCGCUGUUGUUCAGUGUUGCCUCUGGUUUUGAUGCGGGUGGGCGCGCCUGGCACUGUGAUACCGUCUGCAUUUUCAGUAAACAGUUUCUUGAAUUAACACACAAGUCGGAACAUCUAUUACCACUCGGUUGCUAAGGUUCAAUACCGCCUGCUAAGGAACUUUUCAUCAAUAAGGAUUGCCCACGCGGAGGAUGAACUAAGGGCAGGACACUACUGACGAUACACCGACACUUUAGGAACCGUCAUGGCGUGUGUCGGGAGGGAAUCAAGAAUACUGCUGCUGCCGGUGCUUACGUCUUACAUCGUCCUUCUGGUUCUUCUUCAGCCCAGCACAGCCCAAGGAUCGGAGCCGCGGCCCUUCAUCCGCAACACUGCCAAUGCCCCGAGGGAGUUCCGUGAGGGGGACGACAUUCUGCUGACGUGUGUGGUGGCCGACCUGGGGAACCACACUGUCUGGUGGAGCAAGCGAGGGAACGGCAAGAAGACCAUCCUGACGGUGGCCGAGCGAAGUAUUACCAGCGAUGAGCGAGUCUCUCUACUGCAUGACAGAGCUCCCUCCUACAACAGCUCCCUCAUCAGCUCAGGGGGUGACGUGUGGGUGCUGGUGAUCAAGAAUGCCAGGGUGUCGGACGCGGGGAUCUACGUGUGCGAGAUCAACACCAACCCGUCCCUCACCUCCAUCUACGUCGUCAGUGUGACCUCUCAUCCCUUCACAGUCACCACGGCCAACGCCUCAGCGACGCAGGUGGCGCUCCGUUCGACGCACAACUACACUGACUGCUGCGUCCAGAACAACGUCAGCCCGCAGUGCCUUGGCUUCUGCGCCAUCCACAACAUCUUGGAGGGCAAAACCGGCAUCGAGCCAGAGGCAUGCGAGACCUACUUCCCCUUCAUCGUCAAGUGUAUGGCAGACAUGAGGAACCACGUGCCCUGCUGUGACAGACAAGGCGUCCCGGACAUCUGCCAGGACCUGUGCCGCGGAGAGUACACCAUGCAGGAGGACAGGAUACAGUCACACUUCUCCUGCACAUCCUACACCGAGGCAACGCUCAUGUGUAUCUCAGAGGGCAUAGAAAUCAUCCCGUCAGCACCAGGUUCCCCCAGCGUGGAGGUGCUGGGCCCCAACUCCAUCCAGGUGAGGUGGGAGCCGCCUCCACCAGGCAGCCCAGAGCCCGAACACUACCUCAUCCAGUACACCACUAUCACCAGGUUCGAUCCUCCCGUGGACGUGAUGGGCAACGUCACGAACACCACAGAUGACAGCGACGACCAGCUCCCUCAGCCCAAGCGGGUGACUCUCAAGGUGGCGGCAACACAGACAGAGGCCAUGGUCAGCACCCUCACGCCCAUGACCUGGUACGAGGUGUCUGUAGUGUCCGAGAACGUGCACGGCACCUCCCUGCCCAGCUACAGCCUGCGAGUGCUGACCCACGCGCGCCAGGCCAACAAGACCGCAGUGGUGCACCCUGAGCUGCCCGACGUGGUGGGGUGCUGCUCCGACAAGGGCGUCAAGCAUUACAGGUGCCUGAGGAACGUGUGCGACCCCAGCAACAGGUACAUCAAUGAGCCGGACAUGAUCGUGUGCGCACCCUGGGCCACUGAGGCGUUCUCCUGCCUGGCCAACGACAUGGACCACUCUGACUGCUGCCGCGAGAGAGGCCUGCCGCCUCUUUGCGUGGAACUCUGCUCCGGGAACGUCACCAAGAUCGAUUACAAGUAUUUCAGGUGCGUGGACUACUUUAACGAGUACCGCAGCUGCCUCAUGAAGGGCUACAACGUGCUGCCGGGGCCGCCAAGAGACGUCGGCGUCAGCAACAUCCACCCAAACUUUGUGCUUCUUCACUGGUCGCCGCCUGAGAUGCUUGGGGACUCAGUCACCACCUACCACGCCUACUUCAGACCAAUUCAGCCCAGCCGCGAGUGCGAGAGCAAGUGGUUCAUCAAUAACUUGGAGGUGUCGUACCACGGGGUGUACACGCAGUCCUCGCCCUUCGUGCUGGAGAAGCUUUGUGAAGACACCGAGUACGAGAUCUACGUGCAGGCAGUCAACAAACACGGCACUGGAGACCCGUCAGCGCGCGUCCUGUUCCGCACGCCAUCAAUAGUGCAUGAGAGGAAGCUGGAGGAUACAUCUUACAACGUGACUAACUGCUGCACCAGCGUGCAGAUCAGCCCGGGAUGCAUGCUGUGUGACUACAACGCCCGCAUGUCCCACGUGAGGAUGCUGGCCACCACCUGCUCCGGCGAGCUGCCCAUCAUCCUGCGUUGUGCCGUAGGAGGCCGCAACCACCAGCCGUGCUGCCAGCGACGGGGCGUCCCUGAGUCCUGCAUGAGUCUCUGUGCGGGAACCUUCUCCAGUCAGGCAACACCAGCUGUGUGCAUGCCCUACAUCGGCAACAUUAUGAUGUGCUUGGAGGAAGGCGUGGGAUACCUGCCAGGCCCCGUGAGGGACCUGAAGGCCACCAAGGUCGCUGACAGGGAGGUGACGCUGGUGUGGCAGCCGCCCGAGAAAGGCUCAAACAUCACCCAGUACCAGCUGCACUACCAGAGCGUGGACAAACACUCCGCCGCGCUUGCUGUCUACUCCCUCAACAACACGAUGAACCUGACUGACACCGUGGCCACUGUAUCCAACCUCAGGACGGGUAACCUGUACAACUUCUUUGUAAUCACCAUGAAUGAGGCAGGGACCUCGCUGCCCUCCGCCAUCCUCACCAUCAACGUUACAGAGGAACAUGAAGAUGAGGGCGGCCUAAAUGGUGUAUCGUCGGCGCCUCACAGCUUGGUGCUGGACGCCAAGACUGCCACCACCCUCACUAUUGUCUGGCAGCCGCCGGAGUUCGCGCAUCCCACCGACAGGUUCAUAUAUGAACUUCACUUCCGUGCCCUGGGCACUCCCGGCGACCCCGAAAACUACAACAUCACCACCACGGCUGCCACGGCAAUUCGCCUCGAGAACCUGACGCCCAACACCCAGUAUGUCAUCUACGUCACUGCCACCACCGAUAAAGGGGAGAGCCGCCCCUCAGAGACCUUGCUGGCCUGGACCGACCCCGCCUACCCUGCCUUUGUGGAGGCCCCAACAGUCCAUCCUAUCAACCUUAUCGUGGAGGGCGGCAAGAUGACUGUUCUGUGUAUCGCCAUGGGCUCUCCUCCCCCCACUGUGUCCCUCUACAUCUCCGGAGUGCUCAUUCACCAGGAUGAGACGCGCCACAUGGUGACGGUAGUGCAGAACGUGACCAGGGACAUGCGGGAGAUCUCUUGUUAUGCUGACAACGGGUACGGCACGCCCAUGCAGGCCUCCCGCACCAUCACCAUCUCCCGUCGGCCCCGCAUCAAGGCGAGGGAGAGGGUGCCCGUCCCGGAAGGCACGUCUGCCACGCUGGAGUGCGGCGUAGAUGCGUGGCCCGAGCCGUCCCUGGUGUGGUGGCAGGACCCCGAGGGCAGGGUGCCGGUCAUCCACGGUGGCAACUACGCCAUCAAGACUGAGACCAAUCAGGUGGAGGGAAGCUUCCGUAUGCAGCUCAAGAUCAAGAAAGUCACGCUCAAUGAUUCCCACUCCUACUACUGCCACGCCCGCAACGCCUUCGGUCUCUCCACCCGCGUUGUCAAGGUAGAGCUCACCCAACCAGUCAAGCUGCAGGUGGACGUGACGGAGUGCUGCGUGGAGAGCAACGUGACAGACACCUGCAUGGAAGCGUGUGCCUUCGACGAGCUCAACUUCGAGAGUGUGAUGAACAAGGAAGAGUGUAUCCCAGACUUCGCAAAGCUGAUGAAGUGUGCUGCAGAUGGGUCGGAUCACAGGAGCUGCUGCAGUAAGAACAAAGUGCCGCGCCCGUGCCUCGACUGGUGCCGUGGGGAGCCCGUGCCGCACCUUCACCUGUGUGAGCUGCGCUGGGCACCUGUCAUCAUCUCCUGCUUCAACGAGGGGCAAGAGUUCCUGCCGGGGCCGCCCUUGGAUGUCAAGAUCACCAGCACCAGCUCCUCCUCGGCCACUGUGUCAUGGAAGCCUCCCGCCAAGAACCCCGCCGCGGUGGAGCUGUACCGCGUGUUCUGGCGCAUCAAAGGGCACCGCGAGGCUCACAAGAAUGACACAGCCUCUACGGAGCUCCUGAUCGCUGGCAUGAAGGAGGGUGAGACGUACGAGGUGGCGGUGAAGGCGGGCAACCACAAAGGAACCUCCGUCCUCACCCGCACCGCCACCUACAACCACACCAUGAGCUCCGUCACCCGCGCCUCCACGCCAGGCUCCAACGCCACGGUGGUGGAAAUAUCGGUGAUAGUGGUGGUGCUGCUGUGUAUCGGCGUAGUGAUGGGUAUCGUGGCGGCACGCAAACGUAACUUACUGGGUUGUAAGUCAUCCAGUAACGGACGAAUCUCCUUCGAGAACCCUUCAUACAUCAGGGAACAGAACGGUGACACUGUGCAGAUCGCUGAGACGCCAAACGGCAGCUUCAAUGGCAGCAUGACUCUGGGUAUGAACGGAGGCGUCAACGGUGGCCUCAGCAACGGUGGCAUCAACGGAGGAAUAUCCCCGAUCGACGUAAAUGGCAGUGUGUGGAACACUCAGAGUAUGGCGUCUACGCCCGGGUUCGAGGACGACCUGCCGAGCAACGGAGGUUACAUGAGGUUCUCCAGCUAGUGACGCCUCAAGUCCCGCCCCCCAGACGCUCUACAUGUUGGUCCCAUCCGUCGGACAGCAGUUAUAGAUACAUAUACAUAGAUUUAUUUUCAGAACUCAUACGCUGAAGAAUUUCUGCAAGAGAAAGGAAGGGAGAAGGAAAGUCUUUCGAAUUUCACCGCAGAGUGAACAAAUUAACCACCACACUGUCACGUUGAACAUUUCAAGUUACUCUUCAUAGUUUGGGUUUUCACAACUUCUUGCGUGGAAGAAAAAUACGCCUCAUCUUUCAUGACUGUUGCAUAUCACACAACCUUAGCCUCUGUGAGGACCACAAGUAGUAAAGAAGCAUCAGAAACAUUAAGUGUGUUCCGUUUUGACGUAUUGUGUUUAGCAGGCCAGGGGUGAGAAUGAGGCUCCACGCGCGCCGAUGAUAUUUUUUCAUCGACAUUGAAAUUAAAUCUUCACCUUCAUCCAGCAUUGCACAAAGGUAGCAAGUUGCACACUGGAGGAGGCACUCGCUGCCCCGCCAGGUGGUAAUGACUGGCAGGACAAGUGUUGCGUCCCUCACCAGUCUGGAGGAAACAUUUCUGUGGAGAGCGGCGGCGUGGCAUCCUCACUUCCCUCGUCCUGGUAACUUUUGUAUCGCUUAUAGUUUUUUUUUUUUUAUAAGAAUUUAAAUUGUUAUGUUGUCACCAACAAGUAAUAUUUUCUGACGCUGUAGCCAAACAGUUUAAAGGUUUUAUUUAUUAUUUAAUUUGUCAGUGAUGUUUGAACAAGUCAAGAUGUACAUUAUUAGAAAGAAGUUUGUAAUGACAUUCUAAAUGGAAAAAGUGUGCUGAUCCACAAGCCUUUUGCUUCACACCGACGCACGGCACUAAGCACUGAUGUGGGUGGCUGUGCCCUGGAGUCGCCAGAGUAGCCUCGAACAGUCUCGCGAGCCGCGUGGCUGGGAGCGAGUGACGGACCGCCUCACGACCACGAGGCUGACUUGAGAGUAGUCAGAGUAAACGUAACGUUGCGUUAUCAGAGCGGGCGUCAGACCUUGAGGUUCCUUCUCGGCGUGGUGCUACAGCAGCUCCUGAGGCAGACCCGUCAACAGGCAGAGGUAACGGAUUACGGGGUGGGGAGAAUAGAGCAGGGGUUUAUAAUUGAUAGUGUUAACUUUGAUUUGUUGUCAGUGCCUUCUGAAAGACUGACUUCACCUCGGCGGGCCCGGAACAAGCUAAUGAGACCAGACUGACCUCGUUUAUUUUGUUACCUGUAUAUUUGUUCACGUUGCAUUCAAAAUUAGUGUCUCGGGCUUCAGUUCCUGGCCUUCUGCCGUAUAUUGGGUUAACGUGUAGGUAUCGUCAUAUAGAGCCUAACAAGGAAAUCAAA
This is a messenger RNA of Portunus trituberculatus (swimming crab), 6012 nucleotides long. RefSeq names its product Ig-like and fibronectin type-III domain-containing protein 1. NCBI's taxonomy places the organism in Eukaryota, Metazoa, Arthropoda, Malacostraca, Decapoda, Portunidae. The record is from RefSeq and is a predicted model, not a curated record. Gene Ontology annotation, molecular function: protein binding.